CGCCCCCUGGCGUCCGCGGGGGGAAUCGAACCGGCCGACACCUCCAAAUCAGUUUGAAGAUGGCGGAGGGUGAAUUGAACGUGGACAGCCUCAUCUCUCGGCUCCUGGAAGUACGAGGAUGCCGCCCGGGGAAAAUCGUGCAGAUGACCGAGGCGGAGGUGCGGGGCCUCUGCAUCAAAUCCAGGGAAAUCUUCCUCAGCCAGCCCAUCCUGCUGGAGCUGGAAGCGCCCCUGAAGAUCUGUGGUGACAUCCACGGGCAAUACACCGACCUGCUGAGGCUGUUUGAGUACGGGGGGUUCCCUCCAGAGGCCAACUACCUGUUCCUGGGGGACUACGUGGACAGAGGGAAGCAGUCUCUGGAGACCAUCUGCCUUCUGUUGGCCUACAAGAUCAAAUACCCAGAGAACUUCUUCCUGCUCAGGGGCAACCACGAGUGUGCUUCCAUCAACCGCAUCUACGGUUUCUACGACGAGUGCAAGCGCAGGUUCAACAUCAAGCUGUGGAAGACCUUUACUGACUGCUUUAACUGCCUGCCCAUCGCUGCUAUCAUUGAUGAGAAGAUCUUCUGCUGCCAUGGAGGGCUAUCGCCUGAUUUGCAGUCAAUGGAGCAGAUUCGAAGGAUCAUGAGGCCGACAGACGUGCCUGAUACAGGCCUGCUGUGUGACCUUCUGUGGUCGGACCCGGAUAAGGAUGUUCAAGGUUGGGGGGAGAACGACCGCGGGGUCUCCUUCACCUUCGGAGCAGAUGUGGUCAGCAAGUUUCUCAACCGCCACGACCUGGACCUCAUCUGCAGAGCCCACCAGGUUGUGGAGGAUGGAUACGAGUUCUUUGCCAAACGCCAGCUGGUCACACUUUUCUCUGCUCCAAACUACUGCGGGGAGUUUGACAAUGCAGGCGGCAUGAUGAGUGUUGACGAGUCCCUGAUGUGCUCCUUCCAGAUCCUAAAGCCCUCAGAGAAGAAGGCCAAGUAUCAGUAUGGCGGUGUGAAUUCUGGUCGGCCCGUGACCCCACCCCGCACCACCCAAGCCCCCAAGAAGAGGUGAACGUACAGCCUCGGCUCUCUCCCUCCUCCUCACCCCGUCCGUCCCUGUUCUGCGAGCACGGCAGCCCCUGUAACUCCCCUGUAUGGCGACGAUACAGGGCUUAUCUCAUCGCCCGGAUCGUUCUCCUCUUUUCUUCCCACUCACCCACCGCCUCCCCAACUCCACUGACAGCUCUUUUCUUAAUGUGUAUGUGUACAUAAAUUUGCUGUGACCAAUCUUUUUUUUUUUUUUUGCCUGUUUGUCAGUAUUUUUGAUAUUAUUAACAGAUUAUCCCGUUUGUAGUUUUACUUCCAAUGCAUUCAAGGUUUUCUGAGGAUCCGUGUCGUCUCUGUUGAGAGGGGCGAAGUGACUGAAGUUAGAGGAAUUAUUUUUCAGUUGAACAGAAAAAACGUAGAGAUUGAACGUCGUCUUGCCUUGACCUCUCGAAAUAGCAGAGAGAAUCCUUCCAAUGUUUUUUAAUGAGACGGAGGUUUCCAUGCUAAACCCGUAGACAUAAAUAACAUUUAUUAUAUUCCGGUUUAACAGUUUAAACAUCUUACAGCAUGUGUGGUGCACUUGCGGUUGUUGAGCAGGGGCACAUUCGAUAUAUUUAACCCUGAACAACCGCACCUCCCCAGGAGUAGUAAAGAAUGUGAAGUGACCGGCUUGAGUGAAAUAUAGAGGCUAAAUCAAAGUGGAACUCCCCGAAACGCAACGCCCUCUGGGCGUCGCUUCCCCCGCUCUGUUGUACCUCCCUGUGCCUCGACGCCCCUCGACAUCUCCUCACACAGAGCUGGUAUUGACAUCUCCCUGGUUCUAUUUAUUAUUUGUUCUCAAGAUAAUUUCCCCAAUAUUAUCCUCUGGAUAUGUGGUGUACUAAAAGUGAUAAUACAAUUGUCCUUUUCUUUGUGUUUGUAUGGAGAAGGAUAGAAAAUAUCUUAACAGCACUGAUUGCAAUUUUGUAAGUGCUCCAAUGUGUCUAAGUAAGUACGCCGUACAGUGUUAAAAAGACCAAAUGAACAAAAAGCUCCACAUAAUGCUCCACGGUAUUUGAAUUGUUUAGUGCUGUGUUUAUAGAGUACAUAAAAACAUAAUGAAAUGUUUCUCCUGGAUGCCUUCUGUGGAGUCGGGUGGGUGGGUGGCAGGACCAGGCAGUUAUGUGAAGCUAUGCCCCCUGGUGUCCAAAUACAGUACUACAGUCCACACGGCUCAGGGUGGGCUUUUCGUUUCAAUGCUGGUGCAACAUGUUGUCAUUUCCCACGAGGAGGUGCUGGCACACAUCUUCAGUCCACUGCAAACGAGAUGCAGUGGAUUCUUUGCGGUACACAUUUGCCUCUUUCUUUUUUCAUUGUGCGGUUUUAUUCUUUCUGUUGUAUUUCUAUGUUCUCUAUUCACAUUGCUUACUUUUUAUUCACUUAAUUUAUUUCCUAAUACUGACUGAUAAUAAUAAAACAAUGAGGUGUUACCAAAAGCUGUUUUGCAAUUUGUACAAGUUUGUUUGAAAGUCUGUACAUUCAAUAAAAUGGAUGGAAACCAA
Pseudoliparis swirei is the source of this 2559-nucleotide messenger RNA. RefSeq names its product serine/threonine-protein phosphatase PP1-beta catalytic subunit-like. NCBI's taxonomy places the organism in Eukaryota, Metazoa, Chordata, Actinopteri, Perciformes, Liparidae. The transcript has 8 exons. Bases 60 to 1043 code for a protein of 327 amino acids. Gene Ontology annotation, biological process: regulation of circadian rhythm; circadian regulation of gene expression. The record is from RefSeq and is a predicted model, not a curated record. Gene Ontology annotation, molecular function: protein serine/threonine phosphatase activity. Gene Ontology annotation, cellular component: cytoplasm; nucleus.